AUGGGGGAUGGUGAUGAUAGCAAGAGGGAGUUAAGAGCUGCAAAUAUGGAGAAUCUUUCUCUGGAGAUUGCAAGCAAUAGAUUUUCAAGGGACUUGUUGCAGAGGUUUAUGGGUAGUAGUAGUGAAUACGAGGCAGCGAAAGAGGAGGAUGAGGAGAUUGAGUUGAAUCUUGGGUUGUCACUGGGGGGCCGAUUUGGUGUAGACAAGAGUUCUAAGAAGUUAGUGAGGUCCUCUUCUAUAGCAGAGUGUUUACCAUUCGUGAGAGAUGAUAAUGAUGCGGUGGCACCACCGGUCGUGUACAACAGCUUGAUGAGGACCUCUUCAUUGCCCGCGGAGGACGCGAAGAACCACCAACAAGGCGGUACCGGCGUUGGCGGGGAAGGUCUUCGGCAGUACUACCAGCAACGCAUACAGGAUCUUCAGCUCCAAGUCCGCCAGAAAACUCACGAUCUACAGCGCCUCGAAGCCCAGCGCAACGACCUCAAUGGCCGAGUGAGGUCAUUGAAGGAAGAGCUUCAGCUUCUUCAGGAACCUGGAUCAUAUGUUGGUGAAGUUGUCAAAGUUAUGGGGAAAUCAAAGGUCCUUGUCAAGGUCCAUCCUGAAGGGAAGUACGUGGUUGAUGUUGACAAGAAUAUCGAUAUAACUAAGAUUACACCCUCAACUAGGGUUGCUUUACGUAAUGAUAGCUAUGUGUUGCACUUGAUGUUGCCUAGUAAAGUUGAUCCCUUAGUGAACCUUAUGAAAGUUGAAAAAGUUCCAGACUCUACCUAUGAUAUGAUUGGUGGUCUGGAUCAGCAAAUUAAAGAGAUAAAGGAGGUCAUUGAACUUCCCAUUAAACAUCCUGAAUUGUUUGAGAGUCUUGGAAUAGCUCAACCAAAGGGAGUUUUGCUCUAUGGGCCUCCUGGUACAGGUAAAACACUGCUUGCGAGAGCAGUUGCUCAUCAUACUGACUGCACAUUUAUCCGGGUUUCGGGUUCUGAACUGGUUCAGAAGUACAUUGGAGAAGGUUCUAGGAUGGUUAGAGAACUCUUCGUGAUGGCCAGGGAGCAUGCUCCAUCAAUCAUUUUCAUGGAUGAAAUUGAUAGCAUAGGAUCUGCUCGCAUGGAGUCCGGAAGUGGCAAUGGUGAUAGUGAGGUUCAGCGAACUAUGCUGGAGCUUCUCAAUCAACUUGAUGGAUUUGAAGCAUCCAAUAAGAUCAAAGUAUUGAUGGCAACAAAUAGAAUUGACAUUCUGGAUCAUGCGCUUCUUAGGCCUGGAAGGAUCGACAGGAAGAUUGAAUUCCCCAAUCCUAAUGGAGAGUCUCGCCAAGACAUCUUAAAGAUACACUCCAGGAAAAUGAAUUUGAUGCGAGGGAUUGAUCUGAAGAAGAUUGCUGAGAAAAUGAAUGGUGCCUCUGGUGCAGAACUUAAGGCUGUUUGCACUGAAGCAGGGAUGUUUGCUUUGAGAGAGAGGAGGGUUCAUGUCACUCAGGAGGACUUUGAGAUGGCAGUCGCGAAGGUGAUGAAGAAGGAAACAGAUAAAAACAUGUCGUUGAGGAAGCUUUGGAAGUAG
Messenger RNA from Fraxinus pennsylvanica, 1551 nucleotides. NCBI's taxonomy places the organism in Eukaryota, Viridiplantae, Streptophyta, Magnoliopsida, Lamiales, Oleaceae. The record is from the annotation of a GenBank genome assembly.